This is a messenger RNA of Phaedon cochleariae (mustard beetle), 974 nucleotides long. The record is from the annotation of a GenBank genome assembly. NCBI's taxonomy places the organism in Eukaryota, Metazoa, Arthropoda, Insecta, Coleoptera, Chrysomelidae.
UUCAGCCAUUGCGGUUACCUGCCGAUGGUGAUUACAACCUCGUCGAGAAGAUUACACUUUACGAAACAUUCGAAAGUUUCGCAACAAAUUACGAUGUUCUCAUAAUUAUUAUUUUAAUGCAGCACAUUAUGUAUUUAUAAUACAAUCGACGUAUAUUUCAAUUAAUGUUGAGAACCAGUUCCUGUUUAUUUGGCAGAGAUGAAGAUCGAGAUUUCAUUAAUUGUGAUAGCAGUAACUGUUGUUUGUGCAAUUGGGGAAAACAAUGAAGUAAUACUCGCAUCUAGUAACAGACAAAACGAAGAUGGAUAUCAUUUUGGGUAUAAAACAAGCGGAGGCCAAGAAAGGGAAGAGAACGGAGUACUAGAUGAAGUAGGAGAUAAUCCCAUAUUUCGUGUAACUGGAUUCUAUUCAUACCUUGGGAGUGAUGACAAACGGUAUAGAGUCGAAUAUCAUGCAGACGAAACAGGAUACAAUGCGAGAGAAGAGGUCAUCCCCAGGCCAGUUCCUGGCUUGAAUGUAUCAUCAAAAGAGAGUACUUUGGAGGAAAUGACAUUGAAUCAAACCGUGGAAUCAUCACAAUCAACCACUGAAUCAGGAGGAAGUGAAGCUACUGGAUUUGAAUUGACCACACCAGUGGUGAUAUCUGCAGCAUUUCCACCAGCGGGUAUCAGUAGUGCUGCAAUAGCUUCUUUGGCAGGAGGAGGAAUCGGAUAAUUGAAUGGACCCAAGAUUAUAUUAAUAUAUUUUCUAAUGUAAUUCAGGGUAAUGCAUGAAAUUUGCCAAAAAGUGUAUUUUACGAAUGGCAAAUAAACAUUCAAAUCGCGCUCAUCAGGUGAUAUACUUCAUGUUUUCUGAAAGUGUGACGAAUAGCGAAUCUUCAUACUUCUCUGUCUAAGCAUUGAUCUAAACUGAUUUUAUUCUUCAUCUCAAAAUAUGGAUAUGACAAUAAGUAGAUAUCGAAUUAUUUUUAUCAC